Molecule: messenger RNA, 3939 nt
Organism: Ctenopharyngodon idella (grass carp)
Lineage: Eukaryota; Metazoa; Chordata; Actinopteri; Cypriniformes; Xenocyprididae
Gene: mitfa
Product: melanocyte inducing transcription factor a
Exons: 12
Coding region: 2544-3596 (350 amino acids)
Biological process (GO): regulation of transcription by RNA polymerase II; melanocyte differentiation
Cellular component (GO): nucleus
Molecular function (GO): RNA polymerase II cis-regulatory region sequence-specific DNA binding; DNA-binding transcription factor activity, RNA polymerase II-specific; protein dimerization activity
Source: RefSeq, a predicted model, not a curated record
ACUUGCAUAAUAAUUUGGAACACAGUGUAGUUACAGCUACCAAUCCUCACACUACUGUAAAUUAUAAUUUACUUUGUCUACAAAAAUGUGAGGUGUGGUAUGUGUAAAGGUAGGUUUUCCACUUUAAAAUGUCUUUUUAUGCCCUAAAAGGCAAAAACCAAGAAGCUGGCAAAGCACAGGGAGCAAAAUAGAGUGAGAGGACUUUCGAAAGAGGGAGGGUGAGGGAUGGGGAAGGAAGGGAGUGUCAGUGCUCAAAACAAUAGAAAAGCUCUCAAAAAAAAAAAGAAGAAGAAGAAGAAGAAAAAAAGUAACAAUAGGCAUAGUGUGGCAGGAAAAUGAAAAAAAAAAUGUAUGUGGAAAAUACAUUAUAACAUGAUGGACUUUGCAGGCAUUGGUUUCACAUAUAAUUUACAUAGGAAAAAAAAUCCCCACCUCUCUUUUGGAUUUGUUAUGUUACUGUUAUUAUUAUAUUGUCAAAUAAAAUAAAAUAAAUAGGCUAGCCUACUUAUUUUCUUUUCUUGAUGCCUUUAGAAAUACUUCGUUCACCAAAUAUGUUCAUGAUUUCUCAGUAUUAAUUUGUUAAACAAAGACCAUUGAAAAGGAUGAAAUAGGGUGAAAGACUAUGUUUGGUUCAUUAAUGUAGAAAUUCACAAAUUGUAUUCUGGACCCCUAGCCUAAAUUAAGAGAAUAAAAUGACCUGUGCAACCACAAUAGCUCUCUGCUCCCAUUUCCUCAUAAUAAGCUAUUGUUUACUGCCAUCUAGUGGAUAAAACAUUACUGACUGGUUAGGCAGAAAUGUUUAGCACCAUCUACUGAUGAAACAUUCAAAACGACUGAAAGGGACUUUUUUUUUUUUUUUUUUUUAUGUUGUGUCAGUUUAGAAACUGCAAUGUUAUUGUUAAUUAAUUAUAAACUUGCGGUUGUCUGUUCUUCAACAUACAUUUGUUUUGGGUUGUAGAACGAAUGCAUUACCAGAAAAAUAUUUAAACAACUAAAGAUAAUUUUUUUUUUAUGCCAACGUACAACACGCACGCAUGCGCACUAUAACCUUGACACAUCAUUACCUUGAGCCACGGCAAAUGCGUUUUUGAAUUCUUGUGGGUUUUAGAAGUUGUUUUUGCUGUGUAGUUAUAAAUGUUUUCAAUGACAGAAGAGCAUCACGGACAUAAUUGUCUCAAGGCAAGUUUGUUAUCAAGCUAACCACAAUUGUUUUAGUCUGAUUUAUUAUCUAAAUAACGAAAGACGACAUUGCAUAUAUUAAAUUAAAAGAUUAAACGCAUAUACUAGCAUUCCAGUGUUUGUUUGUCGUAGCUUUUGUCAGCUAAGACCUUUAGGCCUUCAUGAAGCUGGACCGUUUUAUCAUGGGAAAAGACCCAAGUGUGCCACAUAACAUCUGAUUAUAACAACAACAACAACAACAAAAUGGUUGUUUUGAGGAAGAGAAAUAGUAAUUUUCCAUCUCCAUCUUUCAAAAUCUUACUCUUCUUGGAUGCUCAAAUCAUCACCAUAAUCCACGUGGUGGUCCACCAUGAGAUGAAGUUCUGUGCUCUGUUAUACAGUAUUUAGUAGCAGAAAACUAUCAACAGUUCCUUUACAAAGAAUUUCCCCACCUCAGUAAUGUGAUUGUAUAGAACCAUUUCAUGUCACUCUGACUACUGUGGAAGAUUGGAGAUGAUGGGGUAUGGAUGUGGAGCAGGUGGCCAUCUGCUGAACAUGCUAAAGGGCAGCUAUAUAUACAGUAUUAUGUUCAAGGAAAGAUUCUUGAGAAGAAACAAGAACCAGACCAUCAGGUGCACUGAGGAACUUCAUGUUUGAGCGCCCUCUACCAGAUAAAUCCCAACACUGGACUGGACAAUGGACUUACCAUUGAAGCACUGAAGGUGAAGCCUUCUAAGGACUAUUUUGACUAUUGUACAAGUGUGACUGUUAAAUUAAUGUCCUGUGAAAUUGUUCAUUUUUUGACAUGAAUGUAAUAUAACUCCCAAAAAGCUGUCCCAGCUGUCUUGAUCUUUGAGAUACAAUGGUGCUAUAUUCCACUGGAUAUUCAAUGAUGAUCCCAUUUGUAGGAUCUUAGCCUUCAGAGAAAAUUCCAUGGACUCUGUCUUCGGCUAAAGAAUACUGGUUUUAAAGACUAAACUGUGUUAAAUCCAUAAGGGGGAUUAUCUGUACUCAGUGAAUUCCUCCCCUAAUUUGUGCUGCGUUUCCAGACUUUUGGUGUUCAAAAUGUUUAAUCCUAUUUGCUCCACUACACUGACGUAUUUUCAUAGCUUUGAUUUCUAGUUUGGUCUGAGUGGACUACACAAGGGGAUAGUGCGAAUCUCAGGGACACAAAGUGGUUUCACUGGCGGCAAAAAUGACCCUUCUGGCAGAAAGGAACUAGCUAAAAGGAUCUGGUGCAGACCCACCUGGAGAGCCCCUCAAAAUACCACAUCCAGCAGACCCAGAGGCAGCAGGUGAAGCAUUACCUGUCCAGUGCGCUGGGAGCCAAGCUAAGCCCACAGGCCAGCACAGGGCCCGGCCCCAGCCAGCCCACAGAACACGGCAUGCCCCCUGGACCAGGAGCCAGCGCUCCUAAUAGCCCUAUGGCCCUUCUCACCCUCAACUGUGAGAAAGAGAUGGAUGACGUAAUUGAAGACAUCAUAAGUUUGGAAUCGAGCUACAAUGAUGAUAUUCUUGGGUUCAUGGAUGCAGGACUUCAAAUGACUAAUGCGAUUCCAGUUUCUGCAAACCUGUUGGACAUGUACAACAAUCAUGCUCUUCCUUCAGCUGGGGUUACCAUUAACAACUCCUGCUCUAACCUACCGUCUGUCAAAAGGGAAUUAUCCGUUACCCCAGCACCUGGCAUGAUGCACAUAAUGGACAAUCAAGGACCAUGUGGCAAGUUUGACAAUUAUCAAAGGCCUGAAGGCUUUCCAGUAGAAGCAGAGGUCAGAGCCUUGGCAAAAGAGAGACAAAAGAAGGACAACCAUAACCUCAUUGAAAGAAGAAGACGUUUUAAUAUAAAUGAUAGAAUUAAGGAGCUGGGGACAUUAAUUCCCAAGUCAAAUGAUCCGGACAUGAGGUGGAAUAAGGGGACCAUCCUGAAAGCUUCGGUGGAUUAUAUUAGGAAACUGCAGAAAGAGCAGCAGAAAGCAAAAGAGCUGGAAAACAGACAAAAGAGACUAGAACAUGCAAACAGACAUCUCCUGCUUCGUAUUCAGGAGCUUGAGAUGCAAGCCCGUGCUCAUGGACUCGCCGUUAUACCCUCUCCCAGCCUUUAUUCCGCUGACCUGGUGGCUCGAGCUAUCAAACAAGAGCCCGGGAUGGGGAACUGCACGUCUGAUUUGUACUCACACCUCCCCAGUCCUGACAUAUCCCGCCCCACUACUCUGGACCUCAACAACGGCACCAUCAGCUACAACGACAGCCCCACAGAGGAAGAGGAACCGGGGGUCUAUGACAGCCCCAACAAGACCUCCUCCAAGCUGGAGGACAUGCUUAUGGACAACACCCUGUCUCCAGUGGGCAGUAGUGACCCCCUGCUAUCCUCCGGCUCCCCAAACCCAUCCAACAGCAGUGGCAGCAGCAGUAUGGAUGAACAUGAAAAUGGCUGUUAGCAUUGCGAACAAACUUCGUUGAACCAAAGUUAGACGAUUAGAGGUUUCUUUGUAUAAUGAAAUGUUACAGUACUAAUGUUACAUUCAGGUGGUUUUCUUUCAAUCUAGAUCAUGUGUAACAUGAAGAGCACUUUUAAGUACAGUACUUAUCUUGUAUUUUAGAAUAUUUAGUGUAUAUAUUUUUUUCAUAUAUCGUUUUGGAGUUUACUAGUUAAGAAUGACUUAUUUUAAGAAUUUCUUGAUUUAUGAAUGAUUUCUCCAGCACAAAAUAAAAAAUAGCUAGAAUAAAAACAGCUAAAGUGUAAUUUCCGGAGUUGGCUUGAUAUUGUCCACAAAUAUCAAG